AUGAGCUUAUCGUGUCCCUGGGGCGUAAACGGACUAGACAAGUAUCGUUUCGAAGCUUAUGCCAAACUCUUACGGCUAAAAAAUGGCGGCCAGAUCGAAGAAGCUUCCAACUUUUCCGAAGUGCUUGACGAAGAGAUCGAAUCAGAUGAGCAAGGCGACGCUGUUUCCGUCAACGCGAACGAAAUCUUGUUGUUCGACGAGAGAAAGUUGAAAAGGGCCUUUCUUGAUAGGCUAUCUGAGCUCACUGCGAAUGAGAAAGGAGGCCAUCAUGUCUCGUCAUCUCUGAUGCUCGAGUGGCCAGAUCGAGUCGAUAUCCUCGUAGCAAGAAACAAUGGCUUCAGAGGAGGGGAUGCAACUCUCCAGAUACUCGAAACUAUAGCCUCUAGCCUCAGAGACAUUGCCACGCUGGAAUCUUCAGAUACUGCCACCGUUUCUACCAAGCAGAAUCUUUGGAGGUCACUGGUACAAUGGUACAAGUCUAGGAUAGACUGUUAUAUGAUCCAAGUCAAAAAGGCCCUGGAUGGGACUGUCCUACCUACCAGGGGCCGGGUAGAGACUUCGGCUUCGAACGAUUGCGCUCCAUCGCUUCUUUCGCGCCUCGAGGAGCUUCGUGCUCUUAUAGUUGCGGCGACACAUUCACCAACGCAGGACGGCCUUGAAAAGGUCGUAAAGAGUGCCCAUGAUGUAUUCUUCCUGUAUAAAGAGCGUGAUUUUAAUGUCAUUGCAAGCAAAAAUGCCAAUAUCAGGUCAUUAAGAGACGCGCUAGGCUUCCUUGGUAAGUUACAGACAUGCUUUAACACUUUGAUAAGAAGUGCAGAGAGGCUCUCUGGCUUCCAAAAUCUUCGGAUCCUUCAAGUGGUAGAUUCACCGACUGGCAGCGCCAAACCAAAAAGGAUAGAUAAAAGCAAUGCCUGGUCGUUAAAGAAGACGCUUGAAUCUCUGGAUCUUGAAUUAAAUGACAAGACAGCAGAUUCUCUUGUCACAGCCGGCAGAAAGAAAACUCUGUGGACCAAGAGCAAACUGCUUGAACGAUUUGACAAAUUGAAAGCAUCAGCUUCCGAAGUACAUGCAGAAACGCAAGUCAUCCUGGCGGCGACAAAACACGACUAUACGGGCGCGGCCAUAUUCAAGUACGUGGGCUGCAGUAAGCGCAGCUGUUUCCUCUGCUACAGGCUCGUCCAAAACCUUGGAUCUUACACUACAAGAGGGUGCCAUGGCAAGCUCUACAAUCUCUGGACCGUGCCCGAAACGCCAUGGCUUACUGGCGAGGAGCGCUCAAAGCUCAUUCAAGCCCUCAAGAAUGUCGAGAAAGCCAUGAAGGAAGCUAUACGUGGUGAGACGGCCGCCGGAAUUAUACAUGCUCCCGAGUCCACAAUCGGGGGCUCUUCAGUUGCGACCAAGAUACUGCAAUCUGGCCAAAGUUCUUAUAUGCUAUCCCUCGUCUCGGAGUACCUCUCAUCACAGCGCCAAAGGACGAGAUCCAGUGCUGACAAGGAAGAAGAGUUUAGAAGCUCUGAGGGAUUAAGCCAGCCUUUGCCAAGCGGAACUGACCAUGAAGCCAAAGCUCAAGGUCGGUCUGCGAGAACAAUCCCGACACCUGAACAGCUCCAUGGCGAAUGUAACAUUUGUGAACGAGAGACUAGUCGCCGCUGUCAGUUCUGCAACCUGGAUUGGUUCUGCAGUCAAGAGUGUCAAGAUCAAAUGUCAUUCUAUCAUCUCACUAAAUGUUCGGCUCGCUCGAUAACAACAGCUGACAUACUCUGUCACGAUGUUAUUGGAGAUCGAAUUCCUCAAGACUCGGAGACGCGUGAGCAUUUUGGGUUCACUCGAUGCCGUGACUGGAGAAAUGAGAGUCACCUCCUUGGUCUUUACCAAGGCCUCAUACCUUAUCUAGGUGUUGGAGCUGUCCGGCUUAACGAAUGGCGCGAGAAAGAUAUCCUCGCGAGCAAAAUUAUAGAGGCAUUUUCCAAAUUGCCUGAGAAUAACCGUGGGGCUUACUUCCCGUGGUUCCUUCGAAACCAGUACAUCCUUGAUAGCUCAAAUCCGCCUCUUCAGCUCGUUGGUGAAGAUGAUCAUCUCCACCGAGCUGUAAAUGCCGCGAGACUCUACCUCGGCCCAGAAGAUCGCGACAAGGAGGUUGGACAGCUAGAGCCACCAUCUAAAGGGCAUUGCUUCCUGUUUUUCGCCAUGGUCUUGGACAGCUCGUAUCCAAACCCAUAUUGGGCCUGGUCUGAUUCGUGGUACGAUUUUGGUUUUGUCGUAUUCCGUAACAAAUACGAGGAGGACGAGCUUGGGCGUCUCUACAAUAUCCUUGUUGGCGGCAGUAAAUCAAGUAGAGAUGCUGAUGAAAGUCUAGGGAUUGAACCAGAAGUUUAUCCCAAUAUACCAACAUGCUCUUUCAACGACUUGUGGCUGGCCUAUGAACACGGCGAGCUCGCAAAUCUCUUACGCCGGUAUGGUUUAGGCUCCAUCUUGGGUGGCAACUUGGGUCUGGAGGAAUUUCUAUCUUUCCCGCUGAAUCAGCGUGAACUGCGCCCAUCAGUCUAG
Molecule: messenger RNA, 2547 nt
Organism: Trichoderma gamsii
Lineage: Eukaryota; Fungi; Ascomycota; Sordariomycetes; Hypocreales; Hypocreaceae
Exons: 3
Coding region: 1-2547 (848 amino acids)
Source: RefSeq, a predicted model, not a curated record